AUGAAGUUGAACAUCGCCAAUCCAGCCACAGGCUGCCAAAAAUUGAUUGAAUUUGAUGAUGAACGUAAAAUGCGAAUAUUUUACGACAAGCGUAUAAGUGCAGAAGUACCCGGGGAUUCUUUAGGAGAAGAAUUUAAGGGAUAUGUCUUUCGUAUAUCAGGAGGGAAUGACAAGCAAGGAUUUCCUAUGAAGCAGGGCGUUUUGAGAAAUGAUCGUGUCCGCUUAUUGUUGUCAAAAGGUCAUUCUUGUUAUAGACCACGUCGCACAGGAGAACGUAAAAGAAAAUCUGUACGUGGUUGUAUAGUCGGAAGUGAUCUUGCCGUUUUAUCAUUGGUAUUAGUCAAGCAAGGUGAAAAGGAUAUUCCUGGCUUGACUGAUAUUACUAAUCUAAGCAAGGAGGAUGAUGUUCGGAAAUUUGUUGUUCGUAGAGAGGUAACCCCUAAGAAAGAGGGUAAAAAACCAUAUACAAAGGCCCCUAAAAUCCAACGUCUUGUGACUCCUCUUACGUUACAACGAAAACGGCAUCGUCUUGCUCUAAAGAAAAGAAGAGCUGCCGCAUCGAAAGCUGCUGCUGCUGAAUACGCUACACUUCUUGCCAAGCGUAUUAAAGAACAAAAAGAACGCAAAGCUGAUCUUAAAAAGAGAAGAGCCACUAUUCAUAAAGCCUAA
This is a messenger RNA of Ambispora leptoticha, 669 nucleotides long. NCBI's taxonomy places the organism in Eukaryota, Fungi, Glomeromycota, Glomeromycetes, Archaeosporales, Ambisporaceae. The record is from the annotation of a GenBank genome assembly.